This is a messenger RNA of Mixia osmundae IAM 14324, 1076 nucleotides long. RefSeq lists its product as uncharacterized. Gene Ontology annotation, cellular component: preribosome, large subunit precursor; nucleolus. Bases 351 to 1043 code for a protein of 230 amino acids. NCBI's taxonomy places the organism in Eukaryota, Fungi, Basidiomycota, Mixiomycetes, Mixiales, Mixiaceae. Gene Ontology annotation, molecular function: RNA binding. The record is from RefSeq and is a predicted model, not a curated record. Gene Ontology annotation, biological process: ribosomal large subunit biogenesis; nuclear-transcribed mRNA catabolic process; rRNA processing. The transcript has 3 exons.
GCAAGCGAACAGGCACACUGGACGAUGAUGACAACGAUGGUGAUGCUGAGGAUGACAUUGCAGAAGCCUGAGCCUGGUCGGAGGCUCUGAUGAUGGACUCGCGUGUCGCUUUUGCAAGAUAGGGCCGCUCUUGACGCCCAUUGGCCGCGAGCCUGGGGUCAACGGUGGCCAUGCUGAUCACAAUGUCCGGACGUCCACGAGCCGCUCAAGCCAGUCGCAAAUGCCGACGAAACUCGGUUGCUGUCUGCCAAAAGUCGAGAACAAAACUUAAAGAGCGCGCGCAAUUGCAAUAAAUUGACGACACCAGCCUGCCUGCCCUGCCUGCGCAGCCUGCCUCUUGAGGAGCCAGGAUGCCAAAGUCGAAGCGGAACACGGUGCUCGAUCUGACAAAGACGAAGAAGAAGACUCGUGAGCAAAAGGGGGCGCUCAUCGAAGAGAUCCAGCUUGCGCUUGACACUUUUCAAUUCGUCUGGAUUUUCCAAGUCAAUCACACUCGUAACCAGUACAUUCAGGAGAUCAGAGCGGCAUGGAAGCCCAGCAAGAUCUUCAUGGGUCGCAACGGACUGAUGCGCAAAGCUCUCGGCGCUACUGCAGAGGACGAGCACGCCAGGGGGAGCGCGCAUAUUGGCCAGAUGCUCGAAGGCAACGUCGGGCUGCUCUUCACAGACUGUACGCCAAAGGAAGUCGUCGAGUACUUUGAGAGCUACAAGAAAUCCGAUUUCGCGCGGACGGGCAACCUCGCGACGGAGACGAUUGAAUUGCCUCAGGGGCCUGUCCUCAUGGAAGGUGAACCAGCGCCGCAUUCGAUCGAGCCGCAAUUGAGGAAGGCUGGCAUGCCGACUUCGCUCAUCAGAGGCGUGCCGACGCUCGCAGGAGGAGGCUUCACCGUCUGCAAGGCAGGUCAGACGCUCUCGCCUGAGCAGGUCCAGCUCUUGAAGCUCUUCAAUAAGCCUAUGGCAACCUUUCAGAUCGUGCCCCUCAAGGGACUCGAUGUCAAAGCAGGCUCAGUGAUAGAAGUCGAUUCGGUUCAAGUCGAUCGGUAGUCGCUAUGCAUCCUUCCUGUACUGUAGCACUAG